AUGCUCAUCAAAAGUGCUAUAGCUUUGACUGUAGUGGCCUUGUGGUCCUCGGUCGCCUCGUCGCCUAUUCAAAUGGUCAAAAGAGAGUCCAGCCCUAUCACAUGGGAUGCUUACUCCAUCAAGAUUGAUGGAGAGCGUAUUUUCUGGAGAGCAGGAGAAAUGGCUCCCUGGAGAUUACCUAGUCCAGCUCUCUGGAAAGAUGUGUUUGAAAAAAUGAAAUCUAAUGGCUACAACGUCGCUCAGAUGUACUUCCAUUGGGGAUAUCACAGUUGGAACAAUCAAACAGUUGAUUUUAAUGGGAUCAGAGAUAUUGAUGAGCUGAUGAGAAUGGCUAAUGAAACUGGAAUAUACGUCUCGGCCCGACCCGGUCCAUACAUCAAUGCCGAAACUACCAGUGGCGGUUUAGCUGAAUGGACAAGAACUCUGAAAGGUGCUGCUAGAACUGAUGCCGCUGAUUACACCGCGGCUUGGAAGCCUUAUAUCGAAGGCGUAGCAAAGAUCCUGGCCAAGUGGCAAUAUCCCAAUGGUCCCGUUAUUGCUGUCCAAAUAGAAAACGAAUUCGGUGAUACCACCACGGCUGCUCGUAACUACAUGGCUCUGUUAGAGAAAGCGUAUACUGAUAAUGGUAUAUAUGUACCUAACUUCCAUAAUGCUGCAAGCGAUUAUGCUAGUCCUUGGAUUUCUGGCAAAGGAGCUACUGAUAUGAUCGGAUACGAUUUUUAUCCCAUCGGAUGGGGCCCUUGUCCUGCUGAUCCAACUGUAUGGACCCAGCCCUACGGCACACCAUUUGCUGAAAUUGUCAAGUAUAGACAAGAUGUUCCUCUCUGGAUUCCAGAACUCGGUGCUGUAUCUAUCAAAGAAAAACCGGUUGUCAUCAUGAAUGCAGUCAGACUAACUUUUGUUUGCUUUCUUACGGCUGGGUAUGGUGAAAACAACUGUAGAGAAGCCGCCAACAACCUCUACCUGAGAGUGUACAACCGCUGGAUGCUUGCCAUGACAGUCUUUAUGCAAGGCGACUAUAUGACUUAUGGUGGAACCAACUGGGGUAACCUGCGCUUCCCUGAUGACUACACAAGUUAUGACUAUGGUGCUCCUAUUGAUGAGUCCCGUCAAAUCGGAUCCAAGAUCUAUGAAAAGAAGCUGCUUAAUUACUUCUUGGACGUUGCUACGGAAAUGGCAGGAACAGACCUUACCACCUGUUCUACAUCCGAAUCUGGUAUCAAGUGCGAUAAGUUGUAUAACAAGGAAACAGAAUCUGCGUUCCAUAUCCUUCGCAACACUAAUAUCAGCGGCUUUGAUAACUAUGAUUUCAAGCUCAAACUCGCUGAUGGUACUUCCGUACCUGUUGAGGACAACAUUGCUAUUCAUGGCCGUGACUCUAAGAUUCUCCCUGCCAACCUCAACUUCCUCAACCAACAUAUCAUCUAUUCUACAUCAGAAAUCCUUACAUGGGGAACCAUCGAUGGCGUGGACUACCUUGUGUUGCACGGAUUGAGCGGCGAAUCAGCUGAAAUUGCUUUGAGCUUAAAGGGCUCGCAAAAAGCAACCGUUCAAGUUGGAAGUGGAUCAGUCAAAUCCACCGUUUCCAGCAAUUCCGUCAGACUGAACUUCAAGUACAAGGGACUGCAGCAAGUCAAGAUCUCCGGUACUCACCCUCUCGUUGUUUUGAUGGCUGAUUUGGACAAUGCUUAUAAAUUCUGGAAGGUUGACACCAAGAACGGGCCAGCUUUCCUGUUCGGCAGCUACUUGCUUCGUGGCACCUCUGGCAACUCUCAAGACGUUUUGUCCCUUCGCGCAGAUACUGCUGAAACUGAAACAGUUGAGAUUUUUGCUUCUUCCAAGUUCAAGUCUGUUGAAUGGAACGGUGAGAAAUUACAUGUCUCUUCUACUUCUCGAGGAUCUCGUUCCGGCAAGGUUAGCGGUCCCAAGAAGGCGCAGGUACCCAAGUUGCAAAAGUGGACCUUCGCUCGUGAAUCUCCUGAAACUCUCACCACCUUUGAUGACAGCCAGUGGAAAGUCGCUGAUAAGAAAAGUACCAACAAUCCUCUUCCACAACCUGCUGGACAACCGGUCUUGUAUGCAUCCGAUUACGGUUACCAUAUUGGUCAUAUUUGGUAUCGCGGCUCCUUCGUGGCAAAUGGCGACGAAACAUCUCUCAAUAUCACUGCCCAAGGUGGUGACAACUCUGUUUACUCUACUUGGCUCAAUGGUAACUAUCUUGGAAGCUCCACCUCUUCUGCUGGCGGAAAACCUCAGCUUUUCAAUAUCACAAGCAAGCAAUUGAACAAGGGCAAGAAUGUUGUAUCUGUUCUCGUUGAUGGUAUGGGAUCGGAUGAAGAAGGUGGUAGCGCUAGUGAAUACUACAAGAACUAUCGCGGAUUGAGAGAGGCUCACGUUCUCAACAACAAGGGAAGCGAAACUGCCACCAUCUCCUGGAAGAUCCAAGGUAACCUUGGAGGUGAAGACAUUGUCGACACCGAUCGUGGUACCUUCAAUGUCGGUGGUAAAUAUGGUGAACGCCAUGGAUGGCACUUGCCUGGUUUCUCCCUCUCAACUAGCAAGUUCCAAAAUAACGUCAAGCUUCCCCAUAACUUUGGCGAUGCCGGUAUUGCUUGGUACUUCACUGAUUUUGAGCUCAAAUUCCCUGCUAAGUCGGAUAACCCGGUUGUUCUUGCUUUUGAGAUGCCUAAGGGCCAAUCUUACAGAGCUGAGUUCUAUAUUAAUGGAUGGAACUACGGAAAAGUUAUUCCAAACUUGGGUCCCCAAGACGAGUUCCCUGUCCCACCUGGUAUCCUCAACACCAACGGAGAGAACCGUCUGGCUAUCGCAGUCCACGGCAUGUUGGAUAAGGACAAUGUCUUUAGCGACGUCCAACUGAAGGUGUUGAACUCUUACACUUUCUCAGGAGAACAAUGGGUCCAAACUAAGGCUCCUAGCUUCGACAAGAAGGUAUAUGGAACCAGCUCUGGUUGGUAA
Molecule: messenger RNA, 2976 nt
Organism: Umbelopsis ramanniana AG
Lineage: Eukaryota; Fungi; Mucoromycota; Umbelopsidomycetes; Umbelopsidales; Umbelopsidaceae
Exons: 15
Coding region: 1-2976 (991 amino acids)
Biological process (GO): carbohydrate metabolic process
Cellular component (GO): vacuole
Molecular function (GO): beta-galactosidase activity
Source: RefSeq, a predicted model, not a curated record